AUGAUGCCGGGAGAUGAUGUCAGCGGCGGGCGGGCGCUCAGCCAUGGUGUGAGGGCAGGGACUGAGCCGGCCCGGCCCGGCCCGGCUCGGCGGCGGCAGCAGCACCAUGUCGGGCCCGAGCGCCGUGUCGGACCCGCAGCACCCGGCGCGGCUGCUGCGGGCGCUCAGCUCGUUCCGGGAGGAGACGCGGUUCUGCGACGCGCACCUGGUGCUGGAGGGCGAGGAGAUCCCGGUGCAGAAGAACAUCCUGGCGGCCGCCAGCCCCUACAUCAGAACAAAAUUGAACUACAAUCCUCCAAAGGAUGAUGGCUCAACGUACAAGAUUGAACUUGAAGGGAUAUCUGUUGAUAUCAUGAAAGAGAUACUAGACUACAUCUUCAGUGGGCAGAUCAGGCUAAAUGAAGAAACUAUCCAAGAUGUGGUACAGGCAGCUGAUCUCCUGCUGCUUACAGACUUAAAAACUCUCUGCUGUGAGUUUUUAGAAGGUUGCAUAGCUGCUGAGAACUGUAUUGGUAUUCGGGACUUUGCACUGCACUAUUGUUUGCAUCAUGUUCACUACCUUGCCUCAGAGUAUCUGGAAACUCACUUUCGAGAUGUCAGCAGCACAGAGGAAUUCUUGGAACUGACUCCUCAAAAACUGAAAGAAGUGCUGUCGAUGGAAAAGCUCAAUGUUGGAAAUGAAAGAUACGUCUUUGAAGCGGUGAUUAGGUGGAUUUCUCAUGAUUCAGAAUCCAGAAAGGUGCACAUGAAGGAUGUGAUGUCGGCAGUGUGGGUGUCGGGGCUGGACGCGGCGUAUCUGCGCGAGCAGAUGAUGAGCGAGCCGCUGGUCCGCGAGAUCGUCAAGGAGUGCAACAACAUCCCCCUGACACCCCCGCAGCAGGGAGAGGCCAUGCUGGCCUCCUUCAAGCCCCGGGGCUACUCCGAGUGCAUCGUGACUGUUGGGGGGGAAGAGAGAGUAUCACGGAAACCAACCUCAGUGAUGCGGUGUAUGUGUCCUCUUUAUGAUCCCAAUAGACAGCUCUGGAUUGAACUUGCUCCUAUGAGUAUUCCAAGGAUCAAUCAUGGAGUAUUGUCAGCAGAAGGAUUUUUAUUUGUGCUUGGUGGUCAGGAUGAAAACAAGGGAACGCUAAGCUCUGGAGAGAAAUAUGAUCCAGACACCAAUUCAUGGAGUUCCUUACCACCAAUGCAUGAGGCACGACAUAAUUUUGGUGUGGUAGAGAUUGAUGGGAUUCUGUAUAUUCUGGGAGGUGAGGAUGGUGAAAGGGAGCUGAUCUCUAUGGAGAGCUAUGAUAUUUAUAGCCGGACCUGGACCAAGCAGCCAGACUUGACCAUGGUUAGAAAGAUUGGCUGCUAUGCAGCUAUGAAGAAGAAAAUCUAUGCAAUGGGUGGAGGCUCCUAUGGAAAACUCUUUGAAUCUGUGGAGUGUUACGACCCCAGGACCCAGCAGUGGACAGCAAUCUGUCCUCUCAAAGAGAGGAGAUUUGGGGCAGUGGCCUGUGGAGUUGCCUCUGAGCUUUACGUAUUUGGUGGGGUCAGGAGUCGUGACGACAGCCAAGCCAGUGAGAUGGUGACGUGCAAAUCAGAAUUUUAUCAUGAUGAGUUUAAAAGGUGGAUUUAUCUAAAUGACCAGAACCUAUGUAUCCCAACUAGCUCUUCUUUUGUGUAUGGAGCUGUGCCCAUCGGAGCCAGCAUAUACGUGAUUGGAGAUCUCGAUACAGGUACAAACUAUGACUAUGUUAGGGAGUUUAAGAGAAGCACGGGCACCUGGCAGCGCACCAAGCCGCUGUUCCCGUCGGACCUGCGCCGGACGGGCUGCGCAGCGCUGCGGAUCGCCAACUGCAAACUCUUCCGGCUGCAGCUGCAGCAGGGAUUGUUCCGCAUCCGCGUACCUUCUCCGUGAUCCGUGCGCUGCCUGCCAGGGGACGAGACUGGAAGAGUUCUGUGCAGUCCACCAUAAUCUAGCUCUAUUUAAAGGAAAAGCUGAGAAAUUACAGCUGAAAAUUACACUGUAUGCUGUGCUUUGGUAUGGUAACUGUUUUUGUUUUAAAUGCUUACAAAAGCUUGAGUCUCAGUACUUGUUUCGGGAACAAAUAACUUAAGUACACAUUAAAGAAGAGAGAAGGGGGAAAAUAAAAGGGGAGAUCAAGGAAACACCUUCAGUCGUAACCAUUUGGAGUUUAAACCUUGUUAUGGAAGGAGGAUUUUGUGUAUGAAACUGGUGGGAAUCGGUUUCCUUUGGCAAAGCUUAUUGAAAAGCAAAACAAAAAAAAGCUUUCAGGUGCGUUUCCCCUGCGGGGAACUGAUACGAAUCCAUGUGCUAUCUGGAACUGGAUAGCUGUUAAUACACAGAAGCUACACGAUAACCAGCCUCCCUGGUGUGCUGCUGUUGGAGCAUGAGGCCCCAGGAGGUUUGGUUGUUGCACCUUUUAUUCUAGUCCUUUCUCAAAAGAUAAGGUCUGUGCCUAAAAAAUGGUGGAGGUGUGUACAUACGGUUUUUCAUUCAUUUGCAACGGUUUCAUUCUGACAAAUAUUUUUAAUAUAUAUAUAAAACGGACUAAUCUGAAAUGGAUACACCCCAGAAAAUGGAUACAGUACACCACAAAGAACAGUUUUUUCCUACGCUGUCAUUCGAGUAGCCUGAUGAACUGGUCUGCAGGUGGGUGGCGUGUGCUUCUGGGUGGGCUUUGGUGGCUGUUUUCCUUGAAGUGAAAAGGGAAGACAUGUUAGGAACAGUUAGUCAUGAUUGCUGCUUUUGGUAAGAGCAAAAGGACAAACUAAAUAGAUUGUGUUCCUUUUUACUUCAGAUUGCUUGCAAGCGAAGAAUGGUUUUUAAGACUGAGGAUUGUAGAAAGGUGUAUUUUAUGUCUCUUAGAACAAAGGUGAAAUAUGACAAGGAUAUAUUUAUUUUACAGAAAACAUGGGGUUUGGACUAAGAGUUAAGGAAAAUUUGUACAGUGACUUUAAAUUGGGAUCAAAAGUUGGUUUACUAAUGAUUUCUGUGCUACAGUACAGUCUUGUUUACUGCUGUCUGACUUUGAAAGCUGGGUUUUAUGGUGUGGUUAUAGUGAAGAACUUAGUAUCUUGCGUUUUAUUUCUUACUAAGCCUUGUUCACAUCAGUAGUGAUAUUUAAUUGACUUUUUGUUUGUAGUCAAGAUCAGCUGGUAGAACAGUUUUACCUCAAUUUUUGAUUUCAUUGUUGUGAUGGGUGGGACAUAACCUGUAUUUAUUUAAAAGGAAUAAAAUGGGAGAGAUGGAAAAUAGAAAUAAUACCUCCUGCCCUUCAGAAAAAGAGACUUUGUACAACCAGUAUUAUAACUGCAUACAAGACUUUCCACUCUGCAACUCUGUGGACCUCAGACAAGCCAAACUCUGCCCUCAGUUGUGUUAGUGUAAACCUAUGUCAUCUUUAUUGAAAUCAUCCUGCAUAUGUUGAAAUAUGAUCCCAAACUAGUUCAAAAUAUUGGUAUUUCACUAAAUAGUCCUUGAAGAGCCAUUCUUAAACUUAUUUCUGCUCAGUCCUUCCAUAGCACUGAUGCGGGGUUGGAAUUACUCUGAUUCCUGAGCAGAGGAGUGUGGGAGGGUGGGGAAAAGGGCAGCAGCCAAUCCAUUGACCUUUUUUUUUUUUAUUAUUUUUAUUUUUUACAAUGCUGAAGUGCUGCAAAACUUGAACUAUAUAAAUCGAUUUUCUGACCUAUAUUAGUUGGCAUAUUAAAAAGUUUAUAUAUUUAUGCAUUGCAGUAAACUUGGUGUGUGUAUAUAUAUGUCUUUAGAUUUUAAAUUUAUAUAUAAUGCUUUACUACAGAAAUGUGAACCACUAUUUCCAUCCUUGGCUGGCUCGUGAAAUAAAUCAAGUGCUGUUAGUUUAUCUGUUAAACCUCCCUUUUUUGAAGAAUCUUACAUGGAUCAAUUUUUUUUUCCUCAAAGUGCCAAGAUCCCAUAUUCAAAAGUGAUGAAUGUUCCUAAGUAUCUGUUUCACUUUGAGCUCAGUUUCCGGAAAUGUUAUUCAGAAUAUUGCCAGCUGCUAUCUCCCGGGUCCCUGUAACUUCCCAGUACACUUGAGGGCAUUCAGCAUCCAGAAAACGUAAGUGAUAAAUGCACAUGAUAAAUCCAAGUAAAUACUCUUGCAGUGUUUUGCAGUUCAAGUUACUGAACCAAAUGUUUACACUUAGAGUAGGAUUAACACUAGGCGUUCUUAGUUUGGUUUUUUUUUUUAAAGAAAACCUAAAUAAAACAAACAAAUCUGCUGGUGAUUGGAGCGCGUUGCGAAUGCACUCAGUGAGAUUUGACCAAGAAGUUUAAGCCUCUGUACCUGAACCAGUCACAAACUGAAUUUCUGAGCACAUUGUACUCGUGUCACGUUCCACGUGGCUGGGGACCAAGUCUCCAGGGAUGCUCUCCAGGGGUUUCGGGUAUGUGCUCAAGAUUUAGGCACUCCUGAGAUCUCAAAACCGGCUUCCUUGGACUUGCCUAAGGGGAUGGGACCAUUCCCCAUCUGCAUUGUCUGUGGGACUGAUCCAGGAGCUGUUCUAGCCUCUGUGUGUGCAGGAGGGAAGGGAUGUGUCUUCCUGUCUGUCUGUCCAGCUCUGAUCUGUGAGUGCAUCCCUUGGAUUGUGCAAUAACCAGGUUCAAUUUCCCUCUGACUUUGGAGCCAGGCUCUGAGGCCAAGGCUCCCCUUUCUGCAGGGAUUGUACCAGUGGUGGUGUAGGAGUGAAGAGGCAGAGCUCACCUCUGACUUCUCUUUCUCUUUUCUGAGAGAUGGUUGACUUCAGAAGGGGAGGGAGGCUGUGAUGGUACCAGAGGUGCUGAGGAGAGGGAGAUCACCAGUUUGCUGAGUGUUGAAUGUGCAAACAGCUGUAGAUUGAACUGGGCUCACUGGUAAAUGCCACCCCUCAGCUGUCCCUGCUCUCCUAGCACUGUGUACCCCUGCACAUGAUGGCUGAACCACAUGGGAAACAACUCAGGAGUUUUUCUGAGUUGCAGUUCAGGGGUUUCAGGUGGUUUGGCAGCUUAGAAACUUGUUUAAGUUGUCCUUGCUUAGCACAGUGGCCUUAAUUCCUCCCAGCUCAUGAGUUGGCACUGACAUUCAGCCAGGUCCUCUACAGGUUUGAAUGUGUGUCCUGGCCAGCUGUCCAUGCAGGAUGAGGACUGGCUGGGCCACCUUGAGCUUGAGGCACUUGGGCUGGGUCUCUGCAUCCAUUUUCCUUUCCCUGGUGAGGAACUGGACCAACCCCAGCUACUGAAAUCAGAAAAUCACCAAGUACAGGGUAGGAAUUGUGGAAGAUGGGACAAGUGGUGUCUUUUUUCUCCCUUUACUCCAUCUCUUCUCACAAUUCCCCCAAGAAAAGUUUCUUCCUUUUUUUUCAUGUGCCACAGAUAAUUUUGGAAAAAGUUUGGAAUUGUCAAUUUUAGGGGAAAAGUGGGGGGAAAAAAAUAUAUGCUACUGUAAGCAUGCAGCAGUGUCCUCUGUGCUUGUUUUACACUUGUAGCCUUGUGGCUGCUCUGCACAGCAGAGAGAGAUUACAGAAGCAAAGGUGUAAAGUGCUGUUGCUCUCAUAAAAUAAAUCCCUUGAGUUUCUGAGGGAGGCACAUGCCUGGCUCUGUUCCUUACCUGGCCUUGACAGAUGCUCAUAUUCCUAAAGAGUCAGGGUUGGAUUUCAGAUCCUCUCCCUGGUUUUGUAACUUGAAGAAGAGGCAUCCUGAAGAGUCCUCUGUUUUGCUGUACCAUAGCAAGAUCUAGUUUUCCUUAAAUAUUUUGUCAGCUAAUCCUUAAAUUUUAGUUAUUGUGAAAGUGCUGUGUCAGCCCAGCUGCUUCUGGUCAAGUGAAUUUCUGUAGCUUUGAGGGUACUUCAUCUUUAAAUUGAAGGCAAAUUAAUACAAAACUACACAGAAGGACAGAGGUGAAUCUGAAACCAGAAGCAGCUCCAAAUCAGCUCACUGAUAGCUGUGGGCAGGCUGUGUCCCUGGUGUUUGCACAGCACGUGCCUGGCACACAGCCUGCCUUCAGGAGCAGAGAUCUUGAUGAAAAUAAGGUUUUUAUCAAAGCUACUGAACCGCCUGGCUUAUGAACUCCCCCUCCAGAACACACCAGGCAGCUUGGUUGCUCUGCAGUAUUUCUGGUGCCUGCAUGACUCAGUAAAUGCACAAGUACAGGACUGAGGGGUCUGGGGAGGUUUUCCCCUGUUUUAACUGCAGUUUCUCUGUUUGUUCCAUAAAUGCUGUGCAGGGGCUCUGCUACCAUGCAUGCGCCAUGCGGAGUGGAGGAUGCAAUAACAAAUCCAAAUUGUUACAAGUGCCAAACUUUUGGAUUCUUCUGUGUAUAACAAUAAUUCAACUGUUCUACUAAAAUACAGAUAUGCUUAAAAUUCACUGUGUUCCAAAAAAGAGCAGUUGUUUUUUUUUUAAAUGUAUGCUAUUGAAAGCAAUGUAAAUCUACUUUUUUUUUUUUUUAAGUACUGUUCUGCAGGUUUGUGUUACUCUUCACAGCUGCCUUGAGUAUCACUUCAUGUGAUGCAUAUGGACACUUUGCUCUUUACUAGAGCACUGGUGCCAUGCAAGUAUAUAAUAAAAGGCAGCUGGCAACAGGAUUUAGUAUUUAAAAUUAUAACUGUUUAGAUUAAGUGCAAUUUGUUUGCAUUUAUCGACCUGCAGAAUGAAGCUGUGCCUCGGGAAGUGUGGCUGUGCCCAGGGACACGGGCAGACUGAGCAUUGUAACUAAGGUGUGGUUUGGUGCCACUCACAGCAAUGCUUUCCAAGGAAUUAUAUUUAAUUUAGUGUUAAAUGGAUCCUUUCUGCCUCUAAUUUAGCACUGAGGAUUUGGGGGUUGUGUUCUCUUUAGCUCUUUGGAGUGCUUAAAUGGCUACUUCAGGUGGGUGGGAGGGGUGUUAAUUGCAUCCGUGUUUGUAGAAGCUGCUAUUUCCAUCUUCCCAAAGGAGUAUUUCCUUUUCCCGUUCAGGACUGAGUACAGGCCUGUGUUUCAGUCGUCACUGCUGCAGCCUUUUGACAUUUGCCAUUUUCUGAUGCUCUUCCUUGUUUUUUCUUGGAGCUGUGUUUCCAGGGCACACGGUCUGUGAGAGAAAAGCACAGGGCUUGGGAAGGUGAGCCAGUAAAAGCUAAAGGCAGUGGGGUUUGGGGGAAACUCUGCUCAUUUUCUGUGGGGGUCACCUCUGUGUGCUCUGAAGUUUAUUAAUAAGUUUGGCACCUGCUCUCCAUCAUCCCUGUGGGUUUUGGUGUGGGGUUUUUUUUUGGUUUUUUUGGCUUUUUUCCUUUCCUUUUUUUUUUUUCCCCCUGGGAAAUUCCUUGCUGUAGGAAGGACUGCAGCCAGGGUUUAAGGUGACACCUCUGACCAGCCAUCCCAGUGUGACUCUGCAGUCUGACUGCUGCUGUGCUUCAGCAAUCAAUUCUCCCAAAAUUUUGAUUAACGUUACCUAAAAACACAGACUAAAGCCAUUCAAAGUGCCCAGCUAGAUAAACACCUGUUUAAAAGGAUUAAGGGUAAUAAGAGAAUUAAACUAUGAGCUACUGCCAACAGGUGAUUAUGUUGAAAAUUUA
Motacilla alba alba is the source of this 7549-nucleotide messenger RNA. RefSeq names its product gigaxonin (gene GAN). Gene Ontology annotation, molecular function: protein binding. The transcript is spliced from 11 exons. NCBI's taxonomy places the organism in Eukaryota, Metazoa, Chordata, Aves, Passeriformes, Motacillidae. The record is from RefSeq and is a predicted model, not a curated record. Bases 107 to 1900 code for a protein of 597 amino acids. Gene Ontology annotation, biological process: cytoskeleton organization.